UCUCAGUUUAAUAUUUCAUCUGGUUACAUGGAUGCCACCUCCUCCCUUUUCACUUCUCCACACAUGCUUGCUCUCUCUUGCUAUGAAAACAGGUGAUGACAAGGCGCUGAGGAGCUCACUGAUGAAUGACUGAAGAAGCAAGAGAGAAAAGUGUUAAAAGCUUUGGAUCAGCAUCAAUCAGAAGAGUUGGAACUACAGUAACUUUCUCUGUAGACGUCGAGAAAAGGGCUGCCGAUACUUUUUCAGAAACUUGAAUGGGGAUACAGACUCUUUACACUUCAUCCUGACGAUCUUUUUUGCCGUUUUUUUCUGUUCUUCUUCUACCCAUAACUUUAAAGUCGGUCACUAUGUCAGGAGUCAGCAGUGAUCAAUUGCACAAAUCAACUUUAAGUGUCUACUCAAGCCUGAUGGAGAACUUCAACCCAGGUCUGCAGAAGCUCGUUGCACUUGGAAACGGCUAUGUUAGAGCUUUCCAAGCCUUAACUGUUUGCAGUGAGGCGUACUUCAGCGCUCUGGCUAAGAUGGGAGACCAGGCCCUUCACACGAUUUCGUCUCAUUCUCUUGGCGAUGUCCUGAUCCAGAUAUCAGAAACACAGAGGAGGCUCACUGCAGAGAUGGAAGGGUUGUUUCUGUGGUUCCAGAAGGAGGUGCUGCAGGCGAUGGAGAAGAAUGUCAAAUUGGAUGAGGAGUACAUGGAAGGCAGUCGCAAAGUGUACGAGAUGGAGGUGAGAAACCAGGCAGAAGCUUUAGAGAAACAACUUAGAAGAGGAACCUUCAGAGACUCUCUGGAGAAUAGUGAAUACAUGGUUUACCUGAGGCAGAGCCACCAGGGGAUCCUGAAGGAAGAGGAACGACGGUAUCGCUUCCUGGCAGAGAAGCACUGCGGCCUCACUCAGUCCCUGCUCUUCCUUGUUAACAAGACUGGUGCAUCCCUCCAGCAGAAGGCAGAUGGAUGGAAAGAGAAAGUGAAUGAGAACAAGGGGUCUCGAUCACGAACUCCGACGCAUGUAGAUCAAGAGGCACAACUGCGAGGUUCGGUGAGCUCUCUGCUGCAGACAGUCGCCAGAGAUGAGGAUAUGUCCUGGGCCAGGCGGGAGCAGUUAGCAUUGGGUAGAGUGCCCUCUAGAGCACCAUCUCCCCUUCCCAGUCGCUCUCGCUCCAGUUCAGUGGGGGAAUCUCUGGGUUUGGGAGGAGGAAGGCCCAUGAGAGCCCUGGUGUCACACCCCUCCUCCUCCAACCCAAAGCUUUUGCCUUUUAACAGAGGAGAGACUAUCAUUGUGCUGGUCCAGGAGCCACGGAACGGCUGGUUGUAUGGACGCACCGACAGCACCCUGCGUCAGGGCUGGUUUCCUGCUGCAUAUGUGGCUCCUGUUGAAGAUGUCUCCAGCACUUUAUCAACCAGUGAUUCUCUCAGGAGUCACAGUAUGAACAAUCUUCUGGACAAUGACACUUACCCUGAACAAUUAGAGGCCAAGGGUUAUGGCGACAUCCCACCCCCAGCCACGCCCAACCGUAGGGCGUCUGUAGACUUCCGACCAGUUUCUCCGGCGCCUGACAGGAGGACAGAACCAGCAACGGAGACAAAGCCUCCGCCUCCUCUACCAAGUCAGAAUCUCAGAAGAGGCUCUGCAGAUUUACGACCCAUCUCUCCCCUCCCUGACCGGAAGGUUGACUUGGCAGCUGAUGUUCGGGCAUUAUCUCCACAUGGGCAACCUGAUAACCCCUUGUUUCCCAGGGGCACAAACCCGUUUGCCACCGUGAAGCUUCGCCCGACGACGACCAACGACAGAUCUGCUCCUCGGAUCCACUGAUCCGCCGUCACUCAUGCGGGCAGAGGUCGUUACUCAGACUCUAACAUUGGGUCAUGAGGGCAGCAUGUACGUUUUUUUUAUAUCUUUUAAACGUGAAUGCACUUAACCCGAUGGACAGAGAAAUGUUUUCGGAAGAUUUUACAGACUGAGCAAAAGUAAAAUGAUACGUUGUCUAAAUAAUUUAAACCACAAACGGGAGUAGCCGUUUUAACAAGUCUCUGGACAGUAAUUAAGAUGCUGUGUUGUUUUGGGUUUGUCUCCUAUAGCACAAAUGUAAAAGUAAAAUUUAUUCUUCCUAUUGUCUGAAAGUAUAAAAGGAAUCUUUUGUUCUUAUCAAGCUGGAGCAUUUUUUUUGCCGUUUUCACCAUUUUUUUAUUCUUUCGACCUCAUAGUCUUUGACCAUAUUGUAUGAAAUUUGUAUUGGUUUGUUAAAUCAUAUUCAAGCAAAGGCAAAUAAAUAUGUUUCUCUGUAAUUUGCCUUUUUUAUUUGCAUGUUUUUCGAGACCAAUAUUUAAGACAGCUGUAAGAAUUAACAAGUAACGACACAAUAUCUCAAAUUUUUUUUAUUUUUUAUUAUCAUUUCUUACUGGUGUCUUCUCUCUUCACAGCUCUCCUUAUAGAUGCAUUUUUUUUUUUACCACAUCAUCUGUUUAGAGUUUGGAAGUGAGGAGGAGGAGGUGG
This is a messenger RNA of Fundulus heteroclitus (mummichog), 2492 nucleotides long. RefSeq names its product BAR/IMD domain containing adaptor protein 2 like 2b (gene baiap2l2b). The record is from RefSeq and is a predicted model, not a curated record. Gene Ontology annotation, cellular component: cytosol; nucleoplasm. Gene Ontology annotation, molecular function: protein binding. The coding region runs from base 348 to 1811 and encodes 487 amino acids. Lineage: Eukaryota; Metazoa; Chordata; Actinopteri; Cyprinodontiformes; Fundulidae. The transcript has 14 exons. Gene Ontology annotation, biological process: actin crosslink formation; plasma membrane organization; positive regulation of actin filament polymerization.